This is a messenger RNA of Anguilla rostrata (American eel), 3909 nucleotides long. Its product is annotated as NAD(P) transhydrogenase, mitochondrial-like. The transcript is spliced from 19 exons. Gene Ontology annotation, biological process: proton transmembrane transport; NADPH regeneration. Gene Ontology annotation, cellular component: mitochondrial inner membrane. NCBI's taxonomy places the organism in Eukaryota, Metazoa, Chordata, Actinopteri, Anguilliformes, Anguillidae. The coding region runs from base 195 to 3134 and encodes 979 amino acids. Gene Ontology annotation, molecular function: NADP binding. The record is from RefSeq and is a predicted model, not a curated record.
UCACGUGAUCUUCUAUUUAUAUCGGAUAAAGCUGUGAUAUUGAAACUGUUAAGGCGCCCGCCUCGGCUUGAAGGUCAUUUUGACCGCAAAAUUAUGUGAAAUUAUACUUGUCCGUGGGAAAUAAUUUGAAAAUAGCAGAGGAGGCGCGCGAUCAAGGUCACCUGGACUAGAGAAACAGGGCUGUCUCACAAGUCAUGUCUCUCCUCCUUCGCUGCGUCUCCAGCUGCUCUGUGCCCUUGCUCCAGCAAGGUGCACUGUGGAAGACACCUGGAAGAAGGUGCUUUAGGUCUUUUCCUGUCCUGUGGAACGAACAGGUUUCCAAAGGUGUGCUCUACAAAGACGUAGUUGUUGGCGUCCCCAAGGAGAUCUACAAAAAUGAGCGGAGAGUGGCGGUGUCCCCGGCUGGAGUGCAGGCCCUGGUCAAGCAGGGCUUCAUCGUGCAGGUGGAGAGCGGUGCUGGAGAUGAGGCCAAGUUCUCAGAUGACCAAUACAAAGAGGCGGGCGCCAAGAUAGCUGACGUGAAGAGUGCCUUUGGCUCGGACCUCAUUCUGAAGGUUAGAGCACCGACAUUUAAUGAGGCCCUUGGACUGCAUGAAGCUGAACUGCUGAAGCCAAAGUCCACUCUUGUAAGCUUCAUCUACCCAGCACAGAACCCUGAGCUCAUGGAGCAGCUCGCCAAGCAGCAGUGCACCGUUUUAGCCAUGGACCAGGUCCCCAGAGUCACCAUUGCCCAGGGAUACGAUGCCCUGAGCUCCAUGGCCAACAUAGCAGGAUACAAGGCUGUUGUGUUGGCUGCGAAUCAUUUUGGAAGAUUUUUCACUGGCCAGAUAACUGCUGCUGGGAAGGUUCCUCCAGCCAAGGUCUUGGUGAUUGGCGGAGGAGUGGCAGGUCUUGCUGCAGCAGGGGCAGCAAAGUCAAUGGGAGCCAUAGUCAGAGGGUUUGAUACCAGGCCAGCUGCUCUGGAACAGUUCAAGUCCUUCGGUGCGGAACCUUUGGAGGUAGAGGUGGCGGAGUCUGGAGAGGGAGUGGGUGGCUAUGCGAAGGAGAUGUCCAAGGAGUUUAUCGAGGCAGAGAUGGCGCUGUUUGCCAGGCAAUGCAAGGAAGUGGACAUUCUCAUCAGCACUGCUCUCAUUCCAGGCAAGAGAGCCCCCAUCCUCAUCAAGACGGACAUGGUGGAGUCCAUGAAGGAUGGCUCUGUGGUGGUCGACCUGGCUGCUGAAGCUGGGGGCAACAUUGAGACCACCAAACCUGGAGACUUGUAUGUUCACAAGGGGGUGACGCAUAUUGGGUACACUGAUCUCCCCAGCAGGAUGGCCACCCAGGCCAGCACUCUGUAUUCUAACAAUAUCCUGAAGUUGCUGAAAGCCAUCAGCCCUGACAAGGAAUACUUUUUCUUUGAGCCCAAAGAUGAGUUUGAUUACGGGACAAUGGACCAUGUCAUUCGGGGAACUAUGGUCAUGCAGGAAGGAAAGAAUCUUUUCCCGUCUCCGCUCCCCAAAACCUCCCCACCUGCCGCUCCUGCCAAACAGAAAACGAUCGCUGAAAUUGAAGCUGAGAAACUGAAGGAAAUCUCCCCUUUCAGACGAACCAUGACUUCUGCCGGAGUUUACACAGCAGGCCUCUCUGGGGUUCUUGGCCUUGGCAUCGCCUCUCCUAAUGCUGCCUUCACCCAGAUGGUCACCACAUUUGGGCUGGCGGGGCUUGUGGGAUACCACACGGUGUGGGGCGUCACUCCAGCCCUUCACUCCCCACUCAUGUCUGUCACCAAUGCCAUUUCAGGUCUGACUGCAGUGGGAGGUUUAGUGCUGAUGGGUGGUGGUCUUACCCCUGCCAGCCUCCCUCAAACACUGGCCCUGCUGGCUGCAUUUGUGUCUUCCAUUAACAUUGCAGGUGGCUUCCUUAUCACACAAAGAAUGCUUGACAUGUUCAAGCGUCCCACAGACCCUCCAGAGUACAACUACCUGUAUGCCUUACCUGGCGCUGUCUUUGUUGGGGGGUAUGGGGCGUCUCUUGCCAGUGGCUACACCAUUGAACAGAUGAUGUACUUGGGCUCCGGGUUGUGCUGUGUGGGCGCUCUGGCAGGGCUGUCUGCUCAGCGCACCUCCAGGCUAGGCAAUUCCCUUGGCAUGAUUGGCGUAGCAGGAGGCAUUGCUGCAACCCUGGGCAGCCUCAAACCUUCUCCUGAGCUGCUGUCUCAGAUGUCACUGGCCAUGGCCAGUGGUGGCACUUUAGGUCUUACCAUUGCCAAACGGAUUGAGAUCACAGACCUGCCGCAGUUGGUGGCUGCCUUCCACAGCCUGGUAGGCCUGGCGGCCGUGCUGACCUGCGUUGCUGAGUACAUGAUCGAGUACCCCCACUUAGACAUGCACCCUGCCGCCAACGUGGUGAAGUCCGUAGCCUACCUGGGCACCUAUAUUGGGGGCGUCACCUUCAGUGGCUCGCUAGUGGCCUACGGCAAGCUGCAAGGCAUCCUGAACUCCGCUCCACUGCUCCUGCCUGGCCGACACGCAAUGAACGCUGGGCUAAUGGCGGCCUCCGUGGGGGGCUUGGUGCCCUUCAUGCUGACUGACAGCUAUACCACUGGCAUGGGCUGUCUGUUGGGUGUCUCUGGGCUCUCAACUAUCAUGGGUGUGACUCUGACUGCAGCCAUCGGGGGUGCUGACAUGCCUGUGGUCAUCACCGUACUCAACAGCUACUCGGGCUGGGCACUGUGUGCCGAGGGCUUCCUGCUGGACAACAACCUUAUGACUAUUGUUGGUGCUCUGAUCGGCUCCUCUGGUGCCAUUCUGUCCUACAUUAUGUGCGUGGCCAUGAAUCGGUCCCUGCCCAAUGUGAUCCUGGGCGGUUACGGGACAACAUCCACAGCAGGAGGAAAGCCCAUGGAGAUCGUGGGGACCCACACAGAGGUCAAUGUGGAGCAGUCAAUUGAGAUGAUUAAAGAGGCCAACAGCAUCAUCAUCACGCCAGGUCUGUUAUCUUGUUCAGUCGGCGCCGUCAGCAGCGGAGAGACAUCGGAAGCCAGGAGGCCCACACCAGGCCUGAAGACACCGAACGGAACACAUGGCUUGCGUUUGUUUUUCUUUCCCUUGUUUGUAGCAGCGCUGAGAAACAGCAGGGUUGGCUCAGAGUGUUGAAUCAAUUACCGAAGGGAGUGGGGAGGAAACCCACAAAGGCAACCGCACAGUUUCUGUGUUUUCAUGGAAAGCACUUCAGCCGACCACAAGAAGCCAAUUAGAAACACUAAUAGAGAAACUGAAGGGAAUAGGAUACGGAUGCCUGCGGGUCAGAAGUUGGAAGGUUUCGCUGUCCCAAUGGGAUCUCCUUCAGUAUUUAAUGCAUCGCCCCCACAGCAGGGAUCAGUGACCCCCUUUACCCUCUCCAGAUAUCUGACAGCAGAGGUCAGAUAGACAGGAGGAGUGGACGGCAACUCGCACGCACACUUGCACAACAGCAGAAUUCCUUCACAUUAAGACCCUGGGGAAAUGGAAGCUGUAGACAAAUGUUCCAAGAGCUUCCUUUAUUGCCGAUUUAUUCAUCUGGUGUCAGAAGCAUUUUGAGGUCAUUUUGUGAAUUUGGUGUGCACCUGUACAGCUGUAUUCCCAUGUUAUGGCUAUUCACCAUCUAUAACAAUACAGCAGUUAUCACAAGAAUUCAGUACAUUACAGAAAGAUCAUGUUUAAAAAUGUUUAAUUAAACAUAUUUUCAGUGUUUGUCAACUGAUAUUUCAUUAUGGGAUCCAAAUCUUGUUUCUACAGAUUUUGCAAAGCACAUAUCCUCUAUAAGCCUCACACAAAGGGAUUAAGUACUUGAUUUAAAAAGCAAAUAUUGUGGUUUGAGUACAAUAUAGUGGGUUAUUGUAUUUCCCCUGAGCCAUUUUGCAGUGUGCCAGGUGAGAGGGUUGUGCUGUGU